AGGGGGCGGCCGUCACUGUGAACAUCUGGAGAAGGUUACUGGUUCUUCUGCUUGGACUGAAGAGCAUCCAGGACCCGAACUGCAACUUCAAAAUGUCUUUUAUAAAAGUUGACGAAAAGUCUGACUUUUCAUUUCACAAUCUACCUUACGGCGUGUUUUCGACGCCAGAUAAUCCAAAGCACAGGAUCGGUGUUGCAAUCGGCGACCAGAUCCUGGACCUCAGCGUGAUCAAGUUUCUCUUCGACGGUUCGGUUCUUUCCAAGCACCAGGAUGCGUUUGACCAGGCGACGCUUAACGUGUUCAUGGGGCUGGGACAUGAGGCCUGGACUGAGGCGCGCAGCACCCUCCAGCGGCUGCUCUCUGCAAACGAGAGCACGCUGCGCGACGACGUCAGCCUGCGAAGCAGAGCCUUUGUCCACCAGAGUUUGGCAGUGAUGCACCUCCCAGCAGAAAUUGGGGACUAUACUGACUUCUACUCAUCCCGGGAUCAUGCCACCAACGUCGGCAUCAUGUUCCGGGGCAAAGAGAACGCCCUCAUGCCUAACUGGCUCAGGCUGCCUGUUGGGUACCACGGCAGAGCCUCGUCGGUGGUUGUCUCUGGGACGCCCAUUCGGAGACCCAUGGGUCAGAUGAGGCCCGAUGCAACUCAGCCUCCCGUGUUUGGGCCAUGCAGGCAGCUGGACCUCGAGCUGGAAAUGGCCUUCUUCGUGGGACCAGGCAACAAGCUGGGCGAGUCGAUCCCCAUGGAGAAAGCGCACCAGCAUAUCUUUGGGAUGGUGCUGAUGAACGACUGGAGCGCACGAGAUAUCCAGGCCUGGGAGUAUGUGCCCCUCGGACCAUUCUUGGGCAAGAAUUUUGGGACGACCAUCUCCCCAUGGGUGGUGCCGAUGGAAGCUCUGCUUCCCUUUGCUCAGCCCAAUGAAGCACAGGACCCUGAGCCGCUGCCAUAUCUGCGCCACGACGACCCCUACACCUUUGACAUCAACCUCUUUGUCUCAAUAAAAGGCGACACGAUGAGGGAGGAGACCACCAUAUGCAGGUCCAACUUCAAGUACAUGUAUUGGACCAUGAAGCAGCAGCUGACCCACCACACCGUCAACGGCUGCAACGUCAGGCCCGGAGACCUGCUGGCUUCCGGAACCAUCAGCGGCCCGGAUGCGCAGAGCUACGGCUCCAUGCUCGAGCUGUCCUGGAGGGGCUCCAAGACCAUCGAGCUGGGCGGCGGCGAGACCCGCACCUUCCUGAAGGACGGCGACGAGGUGUCUCUCACAGGUUAUUGUCAAGGCAGUGGGUACCGUGUGGGUUUUGGGUCCUGCAAGGGGGUCGUCCUGCCUGCACUGCAACCCUGAGGCACCGCCAAUGGCCCACGGGGUGGAGGAGCCCGACCUGGAAGAGGGCGGCGGAGGAAGUGCAGCGUCGACGUUUGCAUCAGGGCACCUCCUGUAGACGUCUAAGGCUCUUUAAUUAAAAUCACGGUGGGCCGAGCCUCCA
Messenger RNA from Brienomyrus brachyistius, 1491 nucleotides. RefSeq names its product fumarylacetoacetate hydrolase (fumarylacetoacetase) (gene fah). The coding region runs from base 93 to 1349 and encodes 418 amino acids. Gene Ontology annotation, molecular function: fumarylacetoacetase activity. Gene Ontology annotation, biological process: L-phenylalanine catabolic process; homogentisate catabolic process; L-tyrosine catabolic process. NCBI's taxonomy places the organism in Eukaryota, Metazoa, Chordata, Actinopteri, Osteoglossiformes, Mormyridae. The transcript is spliced from 14 exons. The record is from RefSeq and is a predicted model, not a curated record.